Carassius carassius (crucian carp) is the source of this 2619-nucleotide messenger RNA. Its product is annotated as NGFI-A-binding protein 2-like. Gene Ontology annotation, biological process: negative regulation of DNA-templated transcription. Gene Ontology annotation, molecular function: transcription coregulator activity; transcription factor binding. The transcript has 7 exons. Lineage: Eukaryota; Metazoa; Chordata; Actinopteri; Cypriniformes; Cyprinidae. The record is from RefSeq and is a predicted model, not a curated record. The coding region runs from base 666 to 2138 and encodes 490 amino acids. Gene Ontology annotation, cellular component: nucleus.
GCGGGGAUUCCCGCUGCUCCAGCCGCGUCACUGAGCGAUGAUCCCCGCCCACAGACAGCGAUCUCCGGCGCUCAUCCACACAUAUGACUGCACUCGUGUUUGUUUGCUCAUGUGUUGAAUCUGCUGCUUAUUACAGUGGGGCUCUUUAGUGCUGUUUAGAUUCUAAACGGCUGGCUUUGACAUUAUACAUAUAUGAGCUUUAACAGUGAAAUGGACAGAAUUCCCCGUCCGUCCACACACUGAUGCGAGAGUCUGAGCUCAGACCGGAGAGGAAGGCUCUUAUUCGGUCAGAUGGCGUGCCGCAGUCCGCCCACGCGUUUCUCGCGCCCACACAGGCAGCGAAAGGAGCGUCAUUAACUCACCGCUACUGCCAGCACAGCAGAGCAUAGCCGAGACAAAAGAGCACAAGAGUUUCAAUAAUAUUUUACUUCAAUCUCACAUCUGUAGAAUAAGGUCUAACAAGCACAGAAAACAAAUGAAUUUGGCUACGCGUCAGAGGCGUAAAGAUACGAGUCUAAUAAUAGAACUAAAAGUUUGACUGAUUUUGAGUUAAGUUACAGAAGUGAAAUCCCGAUAGACUCGGUCGUGUCGGUCACUGGAAGCUGAAGUGAUCUGCUGGAUCCUGUCCUGGGUUCUGUCUCGAAGCCUCUCGAGGUGACAUUAGGAUGUCACUACCACGGACGCUGGGUGAGCUGCAGCUCUACAGAGUUUUACAAAGGGCCAACCUGCUGAUGUACUAUGACACCUUCAUCCAGCAGGGAGGUGAUGAUGUCCAACAGCUGUGCGAGGCUGGCGAAGAAGAAUUUCUCGAGAUCAUGGCACUAGUUGGCAUGGCCACAAAACCCCUGCAUGUGCGGCGCUUGCAGAAAGCUCUGCGAGACUGGGCAUCAAACCCAACGCUGUUUAACCAACCCCUGGCCACCAAUGUGGCCCCUUGUGGAAUCCCUCUCCUCAGGAUUGACAGCACCAGCAUCGCUGGCUCAGGGGUUAUGGGUGCCAGAAAAUCUUUAAGCAACGGUCAGCCAGGCUCUCCGUGUGAAAGAGAAGAAGUAGGAUCUUGCCUUACGCCGCUCAGAGAUAACAGUCCAAAGAGCCCUUGCUCACAAGCCUCCCCUGUACCUCCAGACCAUCUGUACAGAGAAAAACUGUCCCCCAUGGAUCCUCACUGGCUCAGUCCUGAAAUGUAUGGAGCCGCCGAGUUAGAUGAAGAGCAGCCCAUUCUGCCUUUCGCUUGCCACUCACGACUUCUUGGUCCUCCGACUCCAACUUCUUCUUCAUCCCCCUCCACUACGACCUCUCCAUGGCCCGGAGGUCAGCUGGACACAGAGACGGUUAAAGCCGUGGAGGAAAGCGUUGAUAGGCUUCUAAGAACCAUGCCACAAGCAGAUCAAACCGAGGUGAAGACGCUUCUGAGACUCAAUAAGAAAAUGGCCAAGACGGUGGGACACAUUUUCAACCUGGAACCUCAAGACAAGAGCAAAGAGGAAGAGAUUCGCAAAUACAGCCUGAUCUAUGGCCGCUUCGACUCCAAGAGGAGGGAAGGGAAACAGCUCACCCAUCAUGAGAUGCUCAUCAAUGAGGCUGCAGCUCAAUUCUGCAUCCGUGACAAUGCUCUGUUGUUACGUAGAGUUGAACUGUUCUCAUUAGCACGACAAGUGGCGAGAGAAUGUGCCUACACGUCAACAUUUAAACAUAACAGGACAUACUCAGAUGAUUGUGCUGCCUCUGUUGACUAUUGUGCUCAGAAGAGAAUCAAGCUUGAUGUCACAGAUUCCGACAGACUGUCUAAGGAUCCAGUAGCUAACAGUGACAACAGAUCUACAGCGGAUGACAACAGCCUCUCUGGAGAAAGUCUAGAUAGUUUAACACAUGAUAUCAGCCCUCAGUUGCACCCCUCGUCAUCCCCUCACCCCCUCACCGACACCACUGGCCUCAUCACCUGGAGUCGCCAGCUCAUGCAACAAACUCUCAUGGAUGAGGGCCUCAGAUUGGCUAGAAUGGUGUCACGUGACCACGCAAGCAAAGUCAGCCUAGGGUCAGAAAAGAGACAGAUUUCAGAGAUGGAGGAGAAAGUGUCAGAGAGGAGAGGAUCAAGUAACAGAAGCAGCAGUCCAGCAAACACCAAAGACGAUCCAUAACUAACAGUCUGCAAGUCUCCAUGUUGAACUCAGGUUGGAUAUCAUGUCUAAAUGAAGACGUGGUGUUCAGUUCACUAUGUUGAAUAGUCCUGCUCUGUAUCACUUGUAUGUUCUGUUUGGCAGAAAGUUAUUUUCUUUCUUUGCGAAUGAAAUUUGAAGUACAUACAGAUUAGUGCAAGCAACGAGUGUCACAACAAAUACAUUUCAAAGAUACUUCGACUAACCAGUAAAGAUUCUCAGUAAAAAGCUUCAAUGGUGCUAAUUUAGUGUCAGCAAAUUCUGGAAUGAAAUGGCAUCUGCAUCCAUUACCCAAACCUUAAUUUAUUAGGAUAGAUGACAUGCUUCUCGUUCUAAGCGGAGCUGUGAGACAUUGGGAUGUAAGUCUCAGUCCAUUUUCUCGCUUCUGAAUAAGUUCUAACAAAAGUUUGGGAGGAGCAUGUUUAUUUAAUCCAACUAAUCACAACGCUAGAAUAUAUAUAUA